This is a messenger RNA of Salvia splendens (bonfire salvia), 3665 nucleotides long. RefSeq names its product auxin response factor 6. Bases 768 to 3407 code for a protein of 879 amino acids. The record is from RefSeq and is a predicted model, not a curated record. Lineage: Eukaryota; Viridiplantae; Streptophyta; Magnoliopsida; Lamiales; Lamiaceae. Gene Ontology annotation, biological process: regulation of DNA-templated transcription; response to hormone. The transcript has 15 exons. Gene Ontology annotation, cellular component: nucleus. Gene Ontology annotation, molecular function: DNA binding.
UCUCUCUCUCUCUCUCGCUCGCUCAAUUAUAAAUGACAUCUGAAGAAUUGGAAAAGGUGAUAUUGAAUAUUGACUGAUUGGAGCAGAGGGGAAGGAAGGAGUGAGAAACCCAUAUAUACACACACAGAGAAUCGCAGUCGCACUAUACUACUUCUUUCCUCCAACUCAGUGGCUCUGCUUAAUUUGCAGAUAGGAGUAUCUCAGUUUUCGCCAUUUCCACACUUACCGAAGCAUUGUUAGUAUACAAAAUACGCGCAUGCAACGGUGGAGUUUGAUUUAGUCCUUGUUUGGAAAUCUGCGCCUUCGAAUACAACACAAGACUCUUUUUUUUUUGUUUGCGUUGGUUGAGGGAAAAAAGGUUGAAUUUUGCUGAGGGUUUUGGGAACGUUGGUGUGCUGCUUUCUUCGGAGUUUUUUUUAGCAUGAGAUGUUGAGAUCUGAGGAGGAUUUGAAAGUUUGUUUGUUUUUUUGAGCUAGAGAUGGUGUUUCUCAAUUGCAUUUUCUCUGAUUGAGGAGAAAAAAAAUCAGGAACUGAUUGGGCUGAGUUUUGGUGGAAACUUUUUCAAUUUGGCCUUACUUUCUUCAUGAAAUAAGGCUUAAUUUGUUGAUAUCGAUGAAUUGGAGGAGUGAGGGGGUAGAAAAUUGAGUUUUGAAAUUUUGGAGGGUGAAAUUCGGAGGAUUAAAGUACUGGUGUUAUGCUAUUUGGGGGUGGAGAGGAGUUACUGCUGUUUAUUGUGCUUCUUCAACUGUAUUGUUUGAAUCUUCAUCAUGAAACUCUCUGCUUGCUUGAAUCAGCAGUCUCCUGAAGGAGAGAAGAGCUGCCUAAAUUCUGAACUUUGGCAUGCCUGUGCUGGCCCUCUCGUUUCUCUCCCGUCUCUCGGAAGUCAUGUGGUGUAUUUUCCGCAGGGCCACAGCGAGCAGGUUGCUGUGUCCACGAACAAGGAAGUCGAUGCUCAGAUGCCCAAUUACCAAAGUUUACCUGCACAGCUUGUUUGCCAGCUUCAUAACGUGACCAUGCAUGCCGACAUAGAGACGGACGAGGUGUAUGCACAGAUGACCUUGCAGCCGCUGAAUGCACAGGAACAGAAAGAGGUUUCCUUUCUUCCAGCAGACAUGGGUGUAGCCAGUAAACAGCCGACGAAUUACUUCUGCAAAACUUUGACAGCUAGUGACACAAGUACUCACGGUGGCUUCUCAGUUCCGCGUAGGGCAGCUGAAAAAGUGUUCCCACCAUUGGAUUUUUCACAGCAACCUCCGGCACAAGAGUUGAUUGCCAGGGAUCUUCAUAACAACGAGUGGAAAUUCAGGCAUAUAUUUCGAGGUCAGCCAAAGAGGCAUCUGCUAACAACUGGUUGGAGUGUUUUUGUGAGUGCUAAAAGACUUGUUGCUGGUGAUUCGGUUCUUUUCAUAUGGAACGAGAAGAAUCAGCUGCUUCUUGGCAUUCGGCGUGCUAACCGCCCACAAACAGUGAUGCCUUCGUCAGUUUUAUCUAGUGAUAGCAUGCAUCUAGGUCUGCUUGCUGCUGCUGCUCAUGCAGCUGCAACAAAUAGCCGUUUCACGAUAUUCUAUAAUCCCAGGGCAAGUCCCUCUGAAUUUGUUAUACCUCUGGCUAAAUACAUAAAAGCAGUGCAUCAUACGCGAGUGUCUGUGGGGAUGCGCUUCAGGAUGCUGUUUGAAACAGAAGAAUCUAGUGUUCGUCGCUAUAUGGGCACAAUAACUGGCAUAAGCGACUCAGAUCCUGUCAGGUGGCCGAAUUCACAUUGGCGAUCAGUUAAGGUUGGCUGGGACGAAUCAACAGCUGGAGAGAGGCAGCCGAGAGUUUCACUUUGGGAAAUCGAACCUCUAACCACAUUCCCUAUGUAUCCAUCACCGUUUCCUCUAAGACUGAAGCGGCCAUGGCCGUCAGGUCUCCCCUCCUACGCAGGGAUGAAGAUUGAUGACAUGGGGUUAAAUCCCUCCCUCAUGUGGCUUCGUGGAGACGGAGGAAUGCAAGCCCUGAACCAAGGGAUGGGGGUCUCACCUUGGAUGCAGCCGAGGUUUGACGCAUCGAUGCUUGGCUUGCAAAACGAUAUUUAUCAUGCUAUGGCAGCUGCAGCUAUGCAGGAUAUGAGGGUUAUGGACCCUUCCAAACAAAUUCUUUCCUCGAUUAUGCAAUUCCAGCAGCCCCAAUCCAUCGGCAGCAGAUCUGCAGGCUAUAUGCAGCAGCCUCUGUCCUCUGCUCCGUUUGUUCAAAGCCUUCAAGGAAUUCAGUCUCAGGCAAUGUCGCAGUCUCAAGCAAAUCUCCUCCAACAAAAUUCGUUCAACGAAGCACAGAUCCACCAGCAGCAGCAUCAGCACAGUAAUCAGACGCAGCAAGUUGUUGAUCCACAGCUAUCACAGUUGUCAUCAAAUUCUCAAGUGCAGUCUCAGACGAUGCACUCGAUGUCUUCCAUGCAGCAGUGCUUUCCAGAGUCGAAUGUGAAACCGGUCGGCAAUAUGAGCUCUCCUCUGCACAGCCUGUUGAGUUCGGUCACCCAGGAGGAGGCCUCCAACCUCCUCAACGUGUCAAGGUCGAACAACUUGCUAUCUUCGAGUGGUUGGCCGACAAAACGGGUUGCUCUAGAUCCUCUUUCCAGUGGUAUCCCCUCGCAGACUAUCUCACCGCAGGCUGAUCAGUUAGGACUCUUAAACUCAAAUGCAACCAGCAAUCCUGUUUCUUUGCCUCCAUUUCCCAGUAGAGAUUGCUUGAUGGAGCAAGAAGCGAAUAACGAUCCCCACAACCACUUUCUCUUUGGAGUGAACAUAGAUUCCUCCUCUCUUCUCAUGCCGAAUGGAUUGUCAAACCUGAAAGCAGUCAGUGAGCCUGAUAACGCGGCCAUGACCUUCGCCUCUUCCAGCUACAUGACUAGCUCCGGUGCUGAUUACUCACUCAAUCCUACAGUGACUUCAAGCAGUUUCAUUGAUGACUCGGGUUUUCUGAUAUCUAAUGACAAUGGUGGGCAUAAUGAUCCGUCCGAUAGAACCUUUGUUAAGGUUCACAAAACUGGGUCGUUCGGAAGGUCACUCGACAUCACCAAAUUUAGCAGUUAUUCGGAGCUGCGCAGUGAGCUCGCUCAGAUGUUUGGCCUUGAAGGCGAAUUGGAAGAUCCGUUGAGAUCAGGCUGGCAGCUUGUAUUUGUGGACCGUGAAAACGAUGUCCUUCUUCUCGGGGACGACCCCUGGCAGGAGUUCGUAAACAGCGUAUGGUGCAUCAAGAUCCUGUCGCCACAAGAGGUGCAGGAAAUGGGGAAACUAGGACUGGAGCUUCUAAACUCCAUCCCCCUACAAAGGUUGCCUGUCCAAAACGGCGGCUGUGAUAGUUAUGGAAGCCGGCAGGAGGGUAGGAACAUGAGCACCGUUAUACCGUCUGUCGGAAGUCUUGAUUUCUGAAUUCUGAGCCAGUUGUAUUAAUAGUUGCAAUCUGUCUGUAAUAUUAGCUUUAUCUGAAUCUGGUAGCCAUGAGAUUUUCUUUCUAACUUGAAAAGAUUUUAUAAUAGAAGCUAUAAUACUGUAAGUAUCUCAUAGUUCAUCCUCCUCUGUUCUCUUCCCAUGUUCUGGUCUAGUAUUAGUUGAUCAUGAAAUAGCACUAGUUUUGAUUGUCUAUCACUUCAAAAAAACUCAGUUUAGCCCUAUUUUGUUUGCUUCUCA